AUGGACAACACAACCGAAGCACCACGCAUCGGAUCAGAGUACGAGGCUGGCGAUAUCGCCUGGACCCUCGCAUCCACUGCCCUGGUCUGGCUGAUGAUCCCUGGUAUUGGCUACUUUUAUUCUGGCAUGGCGCGUAGCAAGAACGCGCUUUCCCUGAUCAUGCUCUCCUGCUGCUCCCUCGCUGUCGUUACCUUCCAGUGGUUCCUCUUCGGAUACUCAUUAGCUUUCAGUAAAACUGGUAGCAAAAUCAUCGGAAACUUCGAUAACGCCUUCCUCCGAGGCGUCCUGGACGCUCCCUCCGUGGGCUCGUCUAAAAUCCCCGACAUCGUCUUCAUGAUCUAUCAGUGCAUGUUCGCAGCUCUCACACCCGCCCUAGCCAUUGGUGCUGCUGCUGAGCGUGGUCGCAUUCUCCCAACACUCGUCUUUAUCUUUCUCUGGACCACCUUCGUCUACGACUUCCUUGCCUGCUGGACCUGGAGCGCCAACGGCUGGAGCUUUGUUAUGGGAGGUUUGGAUUUCGCAGGCGGCACGCCCGUUCAUAUCUCGUCCGGUGGUGCUGCUUUGGCUUAUGCGAUCGUCCUUGGGAGACGUUCGGGCGACCACAAGGACUUCCGCCCUCACUCAAUGAGCAACGUCGUCAUCGGCACCUGCUUCCUCUGGUUCGGUUGGUUCGGCUUCAACGGCGGCUCUGCUCUUUCUGCCAACUUGCGCGCUGCCAUGGCCUGCGUCGUCACUAACCUCGCUGCUUCGGUCGGUGGUAUCACCUGGGUUUUGCUCGACUACCGCCAUGAGCGUAAGUUGUCAGUCUUGGGCUUCUGCUCCGGUGCCGUUGCAGGACUGGUUGCCAUUACCCCUGGAUCUGGAUAUGUCUCCCCUGCUUCCAGCGUCGCAAUCGGAUUCUUGGGCGCCUGCGCUUGUAACAUGGCUGUCCGCCUGAAGCACCACCUCAAGUACGAUGAUGCUUUCGAUGUCUUCGCAGUUCACGGUGUUGGUGGAAUCGUUGGCAACAUCUUGACCGGUAUCUUUGCCCAGAAAUGGGUUGCUGCUUUGGACGGUGCCACUGUCAUCAACGGUGGAUGGUUGGACGGCAACUGGAUCCAGGUCCCUUACCAAAUCGCAGAUUCUUGCGCGGGUCUCGCCUGGUCCUUUGGUGUCACCUUCUUGAUUCUCGUCAUCAUGAACAAGAUCCCUGGACUCACUCUGCGUGUCAAGGCUGACCACGAGCAGCGUGGUUUGGAUCUUGCUGAGCUCGGAGAGAUGGCCUAUGGACAUUUGGAUGAGAAGGCCGCCAAUAUCAACGGCAUCGAUCACUCGAUGGAUAUUGGACGUGCUGGCUCGGGCUCCCAGAGCACCGAUAGCGUCAACGAGGUCAAGUUGGGCAGUGUUUCCACUCUUGGCCACCCCAUCACCAAUUCUUCCGCAUGA
Gamsiella multidivaricata is the source of this 1425-nucleotide messenger RNA. RefSeq names its product ammonium transporter AmtB-like domain-containing protein. Gene Ontology annotation, cellular component: plasma membrane. The record is from RefSeq and is a predicted model, not a curated record. The transcript is spliced from 2 exons. Gene Ontology annotation, biological process: ammonium transmembrane transport. Lineage: Eukaryota; Fungi; Mortierellomycota; Mortierellomycetes; Mortierellales; Mortierellaceae. Bases 1 to 1425 code for a protein of 474 amino acids. Gene Ontology annotation, molecular function: ammonium channel activity.